Colletotrichum truncatum is the source of this 963-nucleotide messenger RNA. Its product is annotated as citrate lyase beta. The record is from RefSeq and is a predicted model, not a curated record. Gene Ontology annotation, molecular function: magnesium ion binding; catalytic activity. Gene Ontology annotation, biological process: oxaloacetate metabolic process. NCBI's taxonomy places the organism in Eukaryota, Fungi, Ascomycota, Sordariomycetes, Glomerellales, Glomerellaceae.
AUGGCGGCCAGGUCCUCUUCCAUCAUCCGCCGAGCGCUCCUCUAUGUUCCCUCUUCAUCGGAAAAGAUGCUCACUAAGUCGCUGAGUUUCAAGUCCGACAACGUGACAUAUGAUCUGGAAGACUCUGUAACGCCGUCCUUAAAGUCACAAGCCCGUGACCAACUUCGAUCGUUCCUCUCAAACCAGAAGUCUCGACCACCGUCCAUAUCCGAACUGGCUGUUCGAAUCAACGCUGUGGAGACAAGGUUCGCCUUGGACGAUCUCACCUCUCUUGGGUCACUCCCGAGUGUCGAUGCUGUUGUUGUACCCAAGGUUAAUUCUGCCGCUGACCUCACUUACGUGACUGAUGUUUUGCGUCACGUUGCGCCUGAGCGACAUACGAUCAAUUCGGAAAACCCCAUCAAGAUCAUCGCUCUGAUUGAGUCUGCACGGUCAAUUAUGAAUCUUUCGGAAAUUUGCAAGGCGUCACCGUAUCUCAGCGGCUUGAUCUUCGCCGCCGAGGACUUCGCCCUGGAUUUGUCUCUGACUAGGACUCCAUCGCUUACCGAGUUUCUUUACGCAAGAUCUGCCAUAGUAACUGCUGCGAAAGCCUUCAGUUUGCCCAGUGCAAUUGAUCUUGUAUGCACCUCCUACAAAGGUGAUGAAGGCGUGAAGAGGCUAGAAGAAGAGUCACUAGGUGGAAAGUCGAUGGGAUUUAAUGGAAAGCAAUGUAUACAUCCCAAUCAGGUUGGGCUGGUUCAGAAGCUGUUCGCCCCUGGCGAGAAAGAGGUGGAGUGGGCAAUCCGCGUCGUAAUUGCGGAUGAAAAGGCCAGCGCAGCAGGCCGUGGAGCCUGGACUCUCGACGGCAUGAUGAUAGAUGCUCCAGUAACGGGGAAGGCGAGGGCCAUUGUCGCCAAGGCAGAAAAAUGCGACGUUGACGUUGCUAGCUUACGGUCCAAGUGGAAGGGCCAGGAACCCGAGUAA